AUGGCCACCUGGACCUCAGGCACUGAUAUCUUCCUAAAUCUUUGGGGGAUUUAUGUGCUUCCAAGAAGCCCUGGGUGGAUAGGCCAUACCCAGCAUCUGGGAGUAUGCUGCUUUGUGGCUUUCAUUUCAGCGAGCCUCCUCUCUGUGGCCUUCUACUGGUUUCUGCCAUCCCUAAUAGCAUUCUCCACCUCCUGGGUGUUCCUGUGUGUUCUUCUGGGCUUCUCCAAGCAUGCACGCUGUUUCCUUCUUCUCAUCUUUCUCUCUUGUGGCCUCCGUGAAGGCAGAAAUGCUUUGAUGGCAGCUGGCAUGGGGAUAGUGAUCUUUGGACAUGUGGAAAAUAUUUUUCACAACUUUAAAUGUCUCCUGGACAGUAUGAUGUGCAACCUAAGGGCAAAGAGCUUUUCUAUACAUUUUCCACUUCUGAAAAAAUAUAUUGAAGCUGUUCAGUGGAUAUAUGGACUUGCCACUCCACUGAAACUAUUUGAUGACCUUAUCUCUUGGAACCAGACUCUGGUGGUUUCUCUUUUCAGUCCAAAUCAGGCCCUGGAGGCGCAGCUAAAUAGAACCAAAGGGGAAGUCCUGAGUGCCUUGUAUCACGUGAUAGCCAUGACAGAGAUGUGGUCCUCUCUGGGUCAGAAGCUGCUCACCUUGGCUGGGCUUCUGCUAAUUGUACUCAGCACCGGCCUCUUUAUGAAGCGAUAUCUGGGGCCUUGUGGUCAGAAGUAUGAAAACAUCUACAUCACCAGACAAUUUGUUCAGUUUGAUGAAAAAGAGAGAAAUCAGCAGAGGCCCGGAGUCCUCCCAUUGAAUAAGAAGGAAAGGAAGAAAUACAUUGUCACUCCGUCUUUACGGCUGACUCCUAAAGAAAAGAGAAAUCUGGGCUUGUUUCUUCUCCCAAUCCUUACCCAUCUCUACAUCUGGGUGCUCUUUGCGGCCAUGGAUUAUCUGCUGUAUAGGCUCAUUUUCUCAGUGAGCAAACAGUUCCAGAGUUUGCCGGGGCUUCAGAUUCACUUGAAACUACACAGAAAGAAGCAAGGAACUCAAGACACCCUCCAUGGCUCUUCUUUUAAUAUCUCUGUAUUUGAACCCAGCUGCAUCCCUAGACCAAGGCUUCUUCUGUCUACAACUUGGCUUCCUCUGAGCAUAAUUCUUGUGACAUUGGUAUUGCUGGGACUGUUGUCCUCCAUCCUGAUGCAACUUAAAAUCUUGGUGUUGGCCUCUUUCUACCCCAGUGUGGAGCAGAAGCGCAUCCAAUACUUACACACGAAGUUACUGGAGAAAAGAUCAAAGCAGCCGCUGGGAGAAAUCAAAAGGAAACGGACUCUCUAUUUUAAAAAGGUUCAUUUCUGGCUUCCAGUCCUGACAAUAGUUAGGAAGAAACACAUGAACAAUGCAGCUGAAGAGAAUCUAUGA
Molecule: messenger RNA, 1413 nt
Organism: Perognathus longimembris pacificus (Pacific pocket mouse)
Lineage: Eukaryota; Metazoa; Chordata; Mammalia; Rodentia; Heteromyidae
Gene: Dcstamp
Product: dendrocyte expressed seven transmembrane protein
Exons: 3
Coding region: 1-1413 (470 amino acids)
Cellular component (GO): membrane
Source: RefSeq, a predicted model, not a curated record